Molecule: messenger RNA, 1143 nt
Organism: Trametes versicolor FP-101664 SS1
Lineage: Eukaryota; Fungi; Basidiomycota; Agaricomycetes; Polyporales; Polyporaceae
Exons: 2
Coding region: 23-232 (69 amino acids)
Source: RefSeq, a predicted model, not a curated record
CCACAGUAUAUUCAAUAGCGAUAUGUUGGAGGUGCGGCCACGCGCGGCUCAUUUGGGCGACGUCGGCGUCGGAAAUGGACAGGACCCUGCUCCAGCAGGCGAUCUCCAGGUGCUCCAGGGCGUGCAGGUCAGCGAGGGGCGCGAAGAUGUUGAAGAACGCGGCAUAGAAGAGCUCGCCGUUCACUCCAAUGGUUCCCCACUCCGGGGUAUGGUUAAGGACGAGCCGGCGUAGCGAGGACGCGUUUUGCUUCCAAGGGAACGUAUUGAGAAGUGCAGGGACCUCGGUCCGGAAGGUGGAUGGGCUACUGCUAAUGUUGACAUCCUGCAGCGAGGUCGAGCUGAUGGAAGAGAGGAUCUCGGCAGCCUGAGGGGGUGGCGCUCGGAGUUCUAGCGUGCGCAGGGCGGGGAAGGCACUGGCGGUAUACACCUGGCCGCCUAUGCCCGACAUACUUCGGCGUUCCUUUGCGCUUGUCUCGCACGAAAGGAAUAGGCAUUCCAGUCUCUUGAGGGCGCCUGCUUCGUAGAUCAUGGAUCGACAACGAGACCACGAGAGCGCAAGAUGCAGCAUACGCAAUCUGGGGAAGAGGCUCAGGGGCAAAUUGUGGGUGAACGAUCUAGCAUCUGCGCGGAUGCUCAAGCGCUGUAUGCCGCCGCACGAUUCCGAUAUGGCCUUCAAGUCGUCCAAUAUGUGCGCGCUGAACGGUCGUCGUAGUAUCCCAUUGUACACCGAGAUAGUCGACAGGGUAGGGCUUAUAAGAGCAUGGAGAAGCCGUGUUUGAACGCGAUUUCCGCGCGGUUCGUUGAAUAUGAUGGACCGGAGAGUGGGGAGGAUAGGCACCCCCGCGUUCGCAUGCAGGAGAAGAGGGAUGUACGGCUCUUCGAAAAACGCUGCACGGGUGUUCCUGAGGUUUAUACACCGUACCCUGCGAACGCAAAUUUUCCACCUCUCCCACUCCGCAGGAGUUGGCUCUCUUUCAAGGACGUGGUUUGAGAUGGGGGAGAGUUUUAAAAACUCGUCAACUUCGCGAGCCUUUAGGAGCCCCGCAGUCUUAUGACAUCCCGGGAAAGGAUAGAAGAGAGGGUGAAGGCCGGGGUAUAGAACUCGCCAAAGGACACUAGACGCGGGCUCCGUGAAGUCUUUGC